CAUCUUCCUCAGAGCCUCCUCUGUAGUUUCCUUUAUUUAUAACACUGUUUCCCUUUUCUCUCACAUUUUUUUUCAUUCAAAAUGGAAUCCUCAAUUGUGGUUGUUUGGUAUCUAUCUCUAUUUCUAGCCAUGAACACGGUUCUCCCUACAUUGGCAAAAGUAUACACCGUUGGAGAGUCCAUAGGUUGGGCAAUCGGAGCUGAUUAUAGUACUUGGGCUAGUGACAAGACCUUUCAUGUUGGUGAUAAACUUGUUUUCAACUAUGGAGCUGGGCACACAGUAGACGAAGUUAAAGAAAAUGACUACAAAAGCUGCACAACAGGCAAUUCACUUACUUCAGACAGCAGUGGUGCCACCACAAUUAUUCUCAAGACUGCCGGCACACAUUACUUCAUAUGCGCUGCGCCGGCGCACUGCAUGGGCGGCAUGCAACUUGCUGUCACGGUGAAGGCAGCUAAAAAGGCUGCCUCUCCGACACCGGCUCCAGCCCCAGUGCCAUCAAAGGCAAAGGAUUCAUCUUCUGAUACCAAAGGCACACCUAAGGCAUCUACCACCCCCGCAACUGCUCCAACAAGAAGCACAACCAGCACACCAACCAAAUCCGGCAGUUCAAAAGGGGAUAUUUCAAUGGCUCCUAGUUUAUUCUCACCGACUUUUGCGCUAGUGUUGAUUGUUUCCUGGAUCUCCUACUAUGUUAUGCUGCCUAUGGUAUGAGUUUGAUUAUAGGAUUGGACGAUUGGUCAGGAUUGAGGCAAUUGGUUUCUUGUUCGUUUUCUUUGUUCUUUUAAAUUUGUUUUCCACUUUUGUUCAAACUCAGAUUUUGAUGUGAUUACUGAUCAAUAUGUACCCUUGUA
Molecule: messenger RNA, 854 nt
Organism: Arachis duranensis
Lineage: Eukaryota; Viridiplantae; Streptophyta; Magnoliopsida; Fabales; Fabaceae
Product: blue copper protein
Exons: 2
Coding region: 82-714 (210 amino acids)
Cellular component (GO): plasma membrane
Molecular function (GO): electron transfer activity
Source: RefSeq, a predicted model, not a curated record